AUGGCGGAACCCGAGUUUUCGCGUGCUCGGCUUUUAAGUCGUGCUGGAUAUUCGCAGCGACAGUCAGAUCGAUCGUCUGGAUCUCAGCAGACCUCAGAGGAUUCGAGAACUGUUACGCCCGCACCGUCUUACUGGAGCGACCGUCGCUAUCGUUUACUCCGUACUUUGGCACCAAGCCCUUAUCGUUCGUCUCCGUUCUAUGCAUCCGCGGUUUCUUUGCCGGAUAUCAAAGAAGCUGUGAACGAAGAGAACGAGAACAGCAGCAAUAGUUCCGUUGAACAUGACAAGAAUGCUUUACGUCUUGGCCGAGUUUAUCGAGCUUCCUCCCAACAGGAUUUGGAACUUGCCGAAGGCAGCAACAGUGACAAUUUGGUCGCGGCAGUUCGUCAAUCAUCGUCGAAAAACGUGAGCAAUUCACAAUCGGAAGCAUCCAGGUUUUCGGACCGAGGCGGAUCUUCUGGAGUUCAGCCGCCGCUUUUGUCAAGAAAUCCAGAAAACGGCUUGAACUAUCCAGACGAAAUGAAAGGAACACCGGUCUCGUCCUUGCAUGAUGAGAAAACCAACAAACCCCGGCUAUCACUGUACCCUGGAAUGCGAAUGCAUCUCAUUGCCUUCAGUGCGUUAACAAUCCGAGCCAACCUGGUAAUGUGGGAAUUUCAGUGGUUUUUGCUUGUUUCUGUAUUUGGAACCUACACUAUGAUCGAUACAUCCGAAUGA
Gongylonema pulchrum is the source of this 717-nucleotide messenger RNA. NCBI's taxonomy places the organism in Eukaryota, Metazoa, Nematoda, Chromadorea, Rhabditida, Gongylonematidae. The record is from the annotation of a GenBank genome assembly.